This is a messenger RNA of Plasmodium knowlesi strain H, 459 nucleotides long. RefSeq names its product ubiquitin-conjugating enzyme E2 N, putative. Bases 1 to 459 code for a protein of 152 amino acids. The record is from RefSeq and is a predicted model, not a curated record. The transcript has 4 exons. NCBI's taxonomy places the organism in Eukaryota, Apicomplexa, Aconoidasida, Haemosporida, Plasmodiidae.
AUGUCAAUACCUAGGAGAAUAACCAAAGAAACACAGAACUUAGCAAAUGAACCACCACCUGGCAUAGUUGCAGCUCCCGUGCCAGAGAACUACAGACACUUUGACAUUUUAAUAAACGGACCCGAUGGAACGCCAUACGAAGGUGGAACUUAUAAAUUAGAACUCUUUCUACCGGAGCAAUACCCUAUGGAGCCCCCCAAAGUGCGGUUCUUGACAAAAAUAUACCACCCAAAUAUCGAUAAAUUGGGUCGAAUAUGUCUGGACAUACUAAAAGAUAAGUGGAGUCCUGCAUUGCAAAUACGAACGGUACUCCUAAGUAUCCAGGCCCUGUUGUCUUCCCCCGAACCCGAUGAUCCGUUAGACUCAAAGGUAGCUGAUCAUUUUAAACAGGACAAAAAUGAUGCAGAAAAUGUAGCAAGAGAGUGGAACAAAAUGUACGCAAACCAUACUUCUUUGUAA